AUGACCGACUACGCAGAGAGACUGCGCCCUAUGGUGACAGAUGGUGUGUACUUCAUGCACAAAGCUCUUACUGGACCCAGUAAGAAAAUCCUGGUGGAGGGGGCCAACGCUGCCCUCUUGGACAUCGACUUCGGGACGUAUCCUUUCGUGACGUCGUCCAACUGCACCGUCGGCGGCGUCUGCACUGGUCUCGGUGUUCCUCCCUCCUACGUGGGCCGUGUGUACGGUGUCGUCAAAGCCUAUACGACCCGGGUGGGCGUUGGUGCCUUCCCAACAGAGCAGGACAACGAGGUCGGGGAGCUGUUACAGACCAGAGGAAGAGAGUUUGGUGUGACGACGGGUCGAAAGAGGCGGUGUGGUUGGCUGGACCUGAUUUUGGUUCGAUACGCCCACAUGGUCAACGGCUUCUCCGCAAUUGCCCUGACGAAGCUGGAUAUUUUGGACACACUGCCUGAGAUUAAAGUGGGCGUGGCCUACAAGGUAGACGGAAAACCUCUUCCAAGUUUCCCAGAUUUUCCCUCAUCUCUAAAGAUAAAAAUCUGA
Molecule: messenger RNA, 543 nt
Organism: Nematolebias whitei (Rio pearlfish)
Lineage: Eukaryota; Metazoa; Chordata; Actinopteri; Cyprinodontiformes; Rivulidae
Product: adenylosuccinate synthetase isozyme 2-like
Exons: 6
Coding region: 1-543 (180 amino acids)
Biological process (GO): 'de novo' AMP biosynthetic process; IMP metabolic process
Cellular component (GO): cytoplasm
Molecular function (GO): adenylosuccinate synthase activity; nucleotide binding
Source: RefSeq, a predicted model, not a curated record